Molecule: messenger RNA, 480 nt
Organism: Rotaria sp. Silwood1
Lineage: Eukaryota; Metazoa; Rotifera; Eurotatoria; Philodinida; Philodinidae
Source: the annotation of a GenBank genome assembly
AUGACAACCAAUAUAUCCAAAGAAGAUAUUCUGAAAGAACUUGAUGAAACCACUAAAACAGAUUCAAGUGUUAAAAUUACUACUACUAUCAGUCAAUCAUUAGAAUAUCUUGAUGUUACUAUUGAAAAUAAUAAUGGACAUUUAAAGAUAUCUAUUUAUCAUAAAUCAGCUUCAGAACCCUAUAUUCUACCUUAUGAAUCUGAUCAUCCAAGACACAUUCAUGCGAAUAUAAUUUAUAUUGCAUUAGUGCGAGCUGCACGUAACUGUUCCAAUGUGGAAGAUUUUGAUAUAGACCGAUUAAGUACAGAAAUGAUAUUACUAGUUAACGAUUAUCCACCAAAAUUUAUACAACAUCAUAUUGAAAAAUUCGUUGUUAAAUAUGAUUCUAUGAGUGUAUGGGCUGAAUUAAACAGGGAAGUCAAUCAACAACUACAUAAUAUGUUACUUUACAGACCAACAAAAAGAGAAAACAAAACAUAA